This is a messenger RNA of Lytechinus pictus (painted urchin), 3603 nucleotides long. RefSeq lists its product as uncharacterized. The record is from RefSeq and is a predicted model, not a curated record. NCBI's taxonomy places the organism in Eukaryota, Metazoa, Echinodermata, Echinoidea, Temnopleuroida, Toxopneustidae. Gene Ontology annotation, molecular function: zinc ion binding. The transcript has 3 exons. Bases 113 to 1888 code for a protein of 591 amino acids.
AUACAUAGUGCUCCAUGUUAUUCCACAUACGUACGAUCUUCGACUCUGUUUUGCUCUAUAAAUCAACGGUUUUAUAAGUCUUUAUAAGUUGUAUUUUUGUGUGUGUUCCAUCAUGGAUGGUGAAGAUAUAUCGAUUGACGACAUUAAACUAUGGAACGUGUCUGCUUUGAAAGACUUUCUUCGGAAAAGGAACUUGAAAGUAAGUGGAAGAAAAGAUGAAUUGGUUGCGUUAGUGUUCGCCGCUAAGAGGAUGCCUGAGCUUGUCGCACCGCCCAAGACUCAAGAAGCCAAGGACACGGAGAAAGCACAGCAUUUUGGAGACAUUUUGAAGACUCUGACAGGAUCGCUGCCGGAUCCAAAAACUCUGAACAAUUGGGUUUCGGAAGCUAGUUCCAUAAUCAUGUGGCCGCCAACCAUGGCGUUUGAUAUAGGAAAGUACCUGGAGUCAAUCGAUGACAUUCCUCUUCGCAGAAGGCUGAUGUCAGACUACAAAGAUCAGAAGGCUUACAGUUAUUUUGCAUCAGGAUGGAUGGAGGAAAUCCAGUACCAUCCUAUUGAUGAAAAGACGAAUUACUGUUUCUUGAAAACAAAAUGUAAACCUUCCCAGAGAGUCAGGGAUGUGCCGUGGAACGUGUGGGUUGCCGCCAACAAGAAGACGGGAGAAGUGCUAAGUGCAUUUUGUGAAUGUUUUGCAGGGUACAGCACAACCUGUAAUCAUGUCGCUGCACUUCUAUUUAAGGUAGAUUUUGCAUGGCGGAACGGACUUACCAAUCCAUCUUGUACAUCUCGGGAAUGUACCUGGUCAGCAUUCGCAGGUAAACAGUCGGUGGAACCAGACCGUGUAUCAGAGAUGACUUGGAGCAAGCCCAAGUUCUCAAGACAAGCCUCAUCUGAUACAGCAGAGGGCAUCAACCCAAAAGUGAGAAGACUAUUCAUGCCACUGAGUGCACGCUCCAAUGAGUCUCAUUCCUCGCUGGAAUCCAUCACCACAGCACUGUAUCCCACCUUCACAGACGCUUGCGCAUUCCAGACGGUUAUGGCCGGGAAGGAGACUGCAUCUACCACUAGUGCACCAGAAAUGUCUACUGAAGUAGAAGUAGAGUCUUGUUCACCACGAUCCCUUCCAUCCCUUGCAGCUCAAGCAACAUCCGCUGAUGAAUUUCUAGACCGUUUGCCAAUCUACUCCGCGAACAUUGUUUCUUCAAUAGAAAGGGUAACAAGAGGACAGUCAGAAAAUCAAAACUGGCAUGAACAGCGAAUCGGACGUGUGACUGGGUCAAUUUCUCAUUCUGUAAUGACCAGAGGGCGCAAAUUGUCUUUGAAUAUCGAACCCAAGUCGGACAGUCUCAUCAAGAAGAUCACUGGUCAAGAUUCUUCUGAAAAGUUUGACCUACCAUCACUCAAGUAUGGUAGGGAGCUAGAGCCAGAGGCCAGAGAGAAAUAUGUUAGGCAGCAGCGGUCGCACCACGCUGGACUUAUUGUGGAAGAAGGGGGCCUCUUCGUGGACCAAGAUAUGGUAUUUCUUGCUGCCAGCCCUGAUGGACUCGUAUCAUGUGAAUGCUGCGGGAAAGGACUUGUUGAAAUCAAAUGUCCAUUCAGCAUUGCGCAUACCGCACCAUCCGUUGAGAAUAUUAGUUACAUGAGAGACACUUCAGAUGGGCCUCCUAGUCUUCAGAAGAACCAUCCUUACUAUUCGCAAGUUCAGUUCCAGAUGGGGAUCAUCAAGCGGUCUUGGUGUGACUUUUUCAUUUACACUCGCCAUGGGAGCAUGACAUCCAGAAUUAGCUUUGAUGAAGAACGAUGGCAAGAACUGGUGCAAAAUGCGGAAGUGGUGUUCAAAACAGAAAUUGCAAAGGAACUAGUGGCAAUGCACUCGCCAAAUUCUUAAAGACUCAUUGCAACACUUCAAUAUGUAACUUUUUCCUGUCUUUAGUCGAUCAUGAACAGAUAUUUUCAAAUUUACCUACAUGUAUAUGCAUUAAAAGAUAAAAAUGAACAUCUUUUCCAAUACAGUUUGUAAGUCUUUACUUUUAAAUUCUAUUAUUGCAGUGAACAUCAGUUUUUAUUGUGAUGUUUUUGUGGAAGAGUAUCAGCCGCAUAGAAACGUUGUUAGCACAAACAAAGCUCUAUCAGAGGCCCCGUUACAACCGGUAUAUUGAUUCAUCAUUGUCUAAUGUCGCAACAAUACACCUUAGAUCAACAUUUAAUAUCCAUACCCGAAAGAUGUGAGUGGGUCGAACUGUUAGCAGGGUAAAUGAUGUCUUUUCGAAUUAUCUUGUGUAAUUUUGGAUAUCAGUCAUGCAUUUAAAGCAACCAGGUAUAUUUCCUCAAAAUCUUAAACGGGUACUCAUUUUAAUCAAAUUUUUUAUACUUUUGGGUGAUUCUAAAUGUGCAAGACAAUGUACAUACUUUUAAUAUUAUAUUGAUUAAAAAAGAACUUAUGUAUAUUCACCUCCAAUUUCACUCAUUCACAAUAUUUUGCUGUAACAAUGUAAUAUGCUGGUUAUGGGCACUUGGAAGUGAAUGUAAAAAUUGUUAAUUUGGUUCAUUGUUUUUUUUUAUUAUUAUUAUUUUUAACUACAUCUAGAUGGUACUGGCAUACAUAUAGAAUCUGGGGCAUUUAAAUCUCCAAAAUUCAAAGAACAAGGAAAAAAAGGGAAAGAAAAGACAAAUUAUUUUCUGAAUAUGUAAUGAUAUUUUCAAUUAGAUUUUUAUCUUUAAAAUGACUUCUCAGAAAUUUUGCCCAAAACACCAUGUUUGGCAUCCUUCCAAAUUUUUGGUUCAUUGCGCCAUGAAGAGAUAGUAUGUACUUACAAUUAUUUUUUUUCUGUGUGUGUAAGAAGAGCUCUUAUUUUUCACAGAUAACAUUCACAAAAAUGGUACGUGUAUGUAGAGUACAGUGCGUCCCACAAAAACGAAUCCGAUGUGUCUGAUUCAUCAUGGGCAUCUUUAAUUUUCCCCUCAUUGUCAAGUUAAUUUUUUUUCAUUAACUGAGUUAAAGCAUCAACAAGCAUGAAGGGUUUGAAAUUUCAGUGUUAAAAUAACCAGCACAGACUUGGUCAUAAUUUGCCAUGCAUGAUGGGUAUACUAUUGGAAAAGAAUGACUCAAAAUAUAAAAUAUUUUACUAAUUCUGUCAGUGUCAAAUUUGAAACUAAAAUACAUUUGAUAGAAAUAUGGGUUUCCUUUUUCUAGGAUACACUGUACAUAUCAAGAAGGCCACAUGAAAUGAUUAUGUUGAGACUUCUAUUUUUUUUUCUACUUUAUUCAAUGUAAAUUAUGAUAGAUUACUCUUAACAAUUUACUGCAUAGACAUAGUACAAGCCGUUACUGGCAGUGAUUCUAAAUUUGUGUACAGAUGGUCACUUUGCAAUCGAUUUUAUAUGCAUUCUUCCACAUUAUACAUGUAUUUUAAAUGAGUACACUUCAUGUUUUAUAUACACUGUAAAUACAGAAAUUACAUACAUGAAAGAUAACUGGUAAAAUGGCAUAUCAUUGUUUUGUAUCAACACUUCAUUUUGUUUGGAAAUCGAAAUGUAUUUGACAUUCAUAAAUAAAAAGGUAACAAACUGGAAUUAAAAUACCCUGUAUACAUUCAACAAAUC